Molecule: messenger RNA, 2043 nt
Organism: Xiphias gladius (swordfish)
Lineage: Eukaryota; Metazoa; Chordata; Actinopteri; Istiophoriformes; Xiphiidae
Product: zinc finger protein 660-like
Exons: 8
Coding region: 91-1998 (635 amino acids)
Biological process (GO): negative regulation of transcription by RNA polymerase II
Molecular function (GO): DNA-binding transcription repressor activity, RNA polymerase II-specific; RNA polymerase II cis-regulatory region sequence-specific DNA binding
Source: RefSeq, a predicted model, not a curated record
UUUUACCCGGAAGUUAUAAGAGUGUUGUCCAGUUCUGUAGGAUGAAGGCUUAAAAUUGUGCUUUUCUCAUUGUCUAGACGUUUUUGAACCAUGAAAAUGGCGUGGAAAAGCAAAGGUGCCCCUCUUCUCCCGGCCUCCUUACACCUCCUGGUCCCCCCAGUGAGACUUAUGUCUGCUUUCGUGUGGCAAAUAGCGCAGCAGCACCGCGUGAUGCAGUACGACAAGCUGGUGGACUUCGUCAGUUUGGUGACGGAGAUCGUCCCAGAGCUCCUGAGUCCCGGUCAGACGGCUCAGCUCACCCUGGGCCUGAGAGCGAGGCUGGUUCUGGAGCUGUGUCGUGGUGACGGCGUCGCCAACUUGCAGACCAUCCAGAGCCACCUGGAUAAAAUCCACGCCUGCAGUGCCGAGCUGAGCUCCACUGACCAGAUGGCCAGUGGUGAUAUCCUGAAGACCUCAUACACCAACUUCGCCAGCCUGGUUCAAAACCUUUUGAAUGUUCCCUUUGAAAAGGAGUUCUUCUUCCAAGAGGUUUUUCCUGCGAACUAUGGCUCCGCCUACGACCAAAGACUGCAGCAGCUGGUGUCCGAGUUCCUGUCCAGGCUGGAGCAGCUGCUGCCGAUACCGGACCUGCAACAGACAGCAGCGUGGCUCACUGAGACAACGUCUGUGUCGGAAGAAUUUGGACAGCAUCUCUCCGAACCCUUAGCCCUGAAGACUCUGCUGCUUCAUCAGAGACAGCUGGGCAGUCUCGGCUCAGCUCAGUCAAGCAGUGAGGAAGAUAUCCUUCUGUCCACACUGGCCCUCCCUUCUCAGACUGGAGUGGGGAAGUUCACUGUGCCGUACAGCGAAGAGGGUGAUGAUUUUGACAGCGAGGAAGAGACCCUGGCAUUGGAGGAUUUAGAAGCGGAGGACUCAAAUCAUAGCUCUGAUGACACCGCAGACGAUUGGUUCCCAAAAAAGGAAUCAGGUCCUCUGUCACAUUUAUUCAUCUGCCCUCAGUGUUCAUUUGCUCACCGCCUGAAGAGGAAGGUCCAAGAGCACAUCCAGAGUGAGCACCACACUUCAGCGACGGUUCAGAAAAAACUAUCCGUGAAAAAAGCCAGAGCAAAGACUCAGCAGAAAAGUAAAGACUUGAACACUGCAAAGAAGAAAGCAGAAGGCAACCUGGAGAAAAAGAGGAAACCCAAACAAAAAGACGUUGUCGAAAAAAAGCGGGAACGUAAGCAAAAGAAAGACAACCUGGAAAACAAGGAACGACGGAGACGGAAAGAGCCCGCGGGGGAAGACAAAAGGUUUCUGAGCACGCGACCGGUGAACAAAAACUUCACAGAGGAAGAGACUAAAUGCCUGACGUGUGAAAAGGUUUUUGAACAUCCAAAUCAAUUGAAGACCCACAUGAAGAUCCACAGUUUCCGGUACCGAUGCAGCCAAUGUGAGAAGGGAUUCACCAGCCCAUCGGGGUAUUAUCAGCACCAGAGACUCCACAAGAGAGGACGAAUAUUCGUCUGCAGCCAGUGCAGCAAGGGAUUCCUGUGUAAUUAUUCGCUCAAGCAACAUGAGCGCCUGCACGAAGGCCCCUCCAACCUGUGCACCAUCUGUGGGAAAAGCUUCAGCAAGGCGGGCAUCACAAGACACAUGCAGAUGCACAGAGGGGAGAAGAAUUACCUCUGCACCACAUGUGGGAAGUCGUUUUUGUCCUCAGGGGAGCUGCUGCUGCACACUCGGUCUCACACGGGUGAGACGCCGUACACCUGCACCCACUGCGGGAAGGGUUUCUCCAGCAAGAGUCACCUAAAUGUCCACACGCGCUCCCACACGGGCGAGCGUCCGUACCUGUGCUCAGAGUGCCCGAAGCGUUUCCUCACGCUGAACUGCCUGAAGAGGCACACACUCAGCCACAACGGGGUGAAACCAUUUAAGUGUCCGAACUGUGAGAGAGAAUUCUCCCAGCAGGGGAAUCUGAAAAGACAUUUGGCGACUCAUAAGCCCGACACGUAAUGUGUAACUUUAAUUGUUGUCAGAAAUCACAAUGUUGUCCUGCAC